AUGGUGACGAUCGACCACUUCUCCAUUGGCUGCGCAGUCUCAGCUCAAAUAUCAGAGAUGGCAAACACCUCACCAAUGGCCUCGCCUUUCGGGCUACUCAAAGCUUCCGUCCUAUGCAAAGCAUGUGGCACGUCUCCUUCAUAUGAUCCUCCAAUCAGCGAAUGGGUGUACCUUGGAGCCGACCAGCCAGCGCACGUGGAGGGCGAGCCAGAAGUCCGCGAGAAGUGGAGCGAUUGGCGCCAACGGAGGAGUCCGGGUGGUUUGCGGAUGGCGGUUCCUGGCAUGCACGUGGAGAAAAAUACGGAGUUGCGCUUUGCUAGACAACCGAUCAAACGCAUGAGUUCGGAGAGUCAGUUGACGCGUGGAAUCAAGAUGGGAUUGCGUGCGGGAAAUGAGGUGACGUUGGCGGAUAAAUAUGGAUUACAGGGCUUGACAUGUGAGGACCUGCCAUCGGCCUUUGACUCAGAAUCGGAUGAGGAAGACUGA
This is a messenger RNA of Parastagonospora nodorum SN15, 486 nucleotides long. RefSeq lists its product as hypothetical. The transcript has 2 exons. The record is from RefSeq and is a predicted model, not a curated record. Lineage: Eukaryota; Fungi; Ascomycota; Dothideomycetes; Pleosporales; Phaeosphaeriaceae. The coding region runs from base 1 to 486 and encodes 161 amino acids.